This is a messenger RNA of Selaginella moellendorffii, 1929 nucleotides long. RefSeq names its product DEAD-box ATP-dependent RNA helicase 39. Gene Ontology annotation, molecular function: nucleic acid binding; RNA helicase activity; ATP binding. Lineage: Eukaryota; Viridiplantae; Streptophyta; Lycopodiopsida; Selaginellales; Selaginellaceae. The transcript is spliced from 9 exons. The record is from RefSeq and is a predicted model, not a curated record. The coding region runs from base 85 to 1851 and encodes 588 amino acids.
GUCAGUCAGUAAAACUCUACUCGUUGGAGCUCGCAUUUCGCCAAGGUUUUAGGGUUUAAGCGAUAGAUCGAUGCCCGGGAAGGAAUGAGAAUGGCAUUCCUUUGCCGGCAACUCUAUCCCUCCGUGGCUGCGCUUAGAUCGCCUCUCGCGCGCAAGCCGCCGCUGUGCCGGAGGCUGAGCGUCGCGAGCGGGCCUCUCCGGGCGGCGCAGAGGGGCGGGAGUUCGUCGGCAGCGCUAGCGGAUGAGGAUAAUCUCCUCGACAGGCUUCGAUCGAGGCGGUCCAAGGAGGGAUGGAGCGGCAUUGCCCGGGAAGAAGAGGAAGGUAGGAGAUGGAGGAGGGGCAAAGGCGAGAGGCUGGAUUACGAGGAUUCUCUGGCGGAGGUUUCUACGCAGUCGUUCGACGAGCUCGGGCUGGCGGAGGAGCUGCGCGGCGCCAUCGAGGAGCUGGAUUUGAAGGAGCCGACCGAGGUCCAGAGAAUGGCGAUUCCAGCGAUUCUAGACGGUGAGAAUGUGGUGGUGGCGUCUCACACUGGCUCCGGAAAAACGCUCGCUUACAUGCUACCGCUUGUCCAGAGCUUACGAAAGGAUGAAAUCGAGAGUGGAAGAACCGUGCGAGCUAGAAAGCCCCGAGCUCUCGUUCUUUGUCCGACCAGAGAGUUGACAGAACAGGUUUUACAAGUCGCCAAGUCGUUAAGUCACCAUGCUCGCUUUCGUUCUGCGAUGAUCAGUGGGGGAUUUCGUCCCAGGCCCCAGGCUGACGCGCUCAAUGGAGCUCUCGACAUGGUAGUCGGGACUCCGGGGAGGCUGCUGAUGCAUGUCGAAGAAGGGAACCUGGCGUUUGGAGAUAUCAAGUAUGUGGUAAUCGACGAGGCCGACACCAUGUUUGAUCGUGGAUUUGGGCCUGAGCUGAAGAAGAUAAUCGAUCCUCUUCGCAACCGUGCCUUGCGAAAUGGCUCGGAUUUUCAGACCAUUCUUGUGACCGCGACGAUUACAAAGUCCGUGCAAAAGCUCCUUGAUACUGAGUUCCCAGGCAUUCGGCACAUUUUCACGUCCACCCUACACAAAAAGGUCGAUACGUCCCGGCAUUUCUUCCAAAAAGUUCCUGGCAACAUUAACAAGCUCGAGGCUUUGGUUCAAGUUCUUGAGCCCGCGCUUGCCAAAGGAAGUCGUUGUAUGGUCUUUUGCAGAUCAGUUGAUUCCUGCCGGGCUGUUGAUCACUACCUGAAUGAAAUGGAUGUCCAUUGUGUAAAUUAUCAUGGCGAGGUCCCUGCAGAAGAUCGGAUAAAGAACCUUGCAAAGUUUAAGAUUGAAGAUGGAGAGGGUCCAGUUCCUGCGCUAAUCUGUACUGAUUUGGCUGCUCGGGGCCUUGAUCUUCAAGUCGACCAUGUUAUCAACUUUGAUUUCCCUUCGACUUCGAUUGAUUACUUGCAUCGGAGUGGACGGACUGCUCGCAUGGGCUUAAAAGGACGAGUGACCAGCCUUGUUACCAAGCGCGAGCUGGCUCUAGCAAAUCGGCUCGAGGACGCAAUGCGGCGAAACGAGACCUUAGAAGGCGUGUCUCUCGAAAGAGAACGAGUGCUGGGGGCCAGGAUGCGAGCGCUAAAGUCCCGUUACAAAGAAGCUUUCGAUCGAGCCGCGGCCAAGGGAGUGAACUUGGAGAAGGUUGGCACGCGAGCUCUGGCCAUGGCCAAGGCCAAGGCGAGAAGGAUCUGGGAGAAGGAAUGCCGCAAGAAGUUUGCGUCCAAGGUGACCAAAACUGGGCUCUCCAAGACGAGAGGAAGAACCAAAGCUUUGAUAAGAGCCCAGAGGAGGAGAAAAUUCAUGGCCAAAGAAGCGUCCUCUCAGGUUUAAUCGAUGAUAGAUAUGUACCUUUAAAGAGCUUCCAUGGUUUGAAAGCUAUAGUAUAGAACUUGGAAAUUUUGUAGGGUU